Molecule: messenger RNA, 3752 nt
Organism: Rhineura floridana
Lineage: Eukaryota; Metazoa; Chordata; Lepidosauria; Squamata; Rhineuridae
Product: carboxymethylenebutenolidase homolog
Exons: 7
Coding region: 242-979 (245 amino acids)
Molecular function (GO): hydrolase activity
Source: RefSeq, a predicted model, not a curated record
GGGGAAGGGUUAGGAUAUCUAAAUCAGAACACAGGGGAAUAUGCUUAAGAAGCAUGACUGGAUGUCCAGAGGAGGAGAAGAUCUUCAGCAGGCUCUGUCAGAGAGAAGCUGUGUGAGAGAAGGUGCAGCACCCUAUGGCAGCCAAACCGAUUUCCUUCCUUUUUAUAUCUUUUGAAACUCUGGCAAAGAAACCUUUUUAAUCUCCCAGAGGAAAGGAAAACGAAGGAUUAAAGAAUUCCAGAUGGCUAAUGAAGCAAAACCGUGUCCAUGUGACAUUGGAGACAAAUUUGAAUAUGAAGGACAUGGGCAUGAAGUCUCUGUUGAGCACAUCAGGGCCUACAUCGACAAGCCCUCCCUCAGCACUGACAAAGCUGUGAUUGUGAUUCAUGACAUAUAUGGAUGGCAACUGCCAAACACCAGAUAUAUAGUUGAUAUGCUCGCAUCCCAUGGAUACAUAGCAAUUUGUCCAGACUUUUUUAAGGGACAAGAACCUUGGAAACCAUCUAAUGACUUCUCUGAAUUCAAUGACUGGCUAAAAACACGAGAUUCCAAGAAUAUUAACAAGGAAACAGCUGUUGUCUUGCAGUAUCUGAAGGAACAAUGUCAUGCGAAAAAGAUAGGUGUCAUUGGAUUUUGUUGGGGUGGAGCUGCAGUACACCAUCUGAUGUUGACAUAUUCUGCAUUUAAGACAGGCGUGUCCCUCUAUGGAGUUAUCCGUUUUACAGAAGAUAAUUGCAACCUGAUGAACCCCACAUUUUUCAUUUUUGCUGAGAAAGAUGAGUACAUUACUCUUGACCAGGUCACUGAACUGGAACAGAAGCUGAAGCAGCAAUGCAAAGUUGAUUAUGAAGUGAAAAUUUAUCCUGGACAAACCCAUGGUUUUGUACAUCGUAAAAGGGAAGAUAUUAACCCUCAAGAUAGACCUUACAUUGAAGAAGCAAGGAAGGACAUGCUGAAUUGGCUCAGUAGAUACAUUUAACUAUCUACAGAAUUCAUGAAAAGUACAUCGCAGAGAAAUUAAUUUUAAAAACAUGAUUUUAAAGUUUCUUUAAUGAAGAAUAGCAACAUUUAACAUAAAUAUAGCACAGACCAUUUCUCCACAGCACAGGCACAGGAAUAUCCUCUCUAACACACACAAAUUUACAGAUGCACACAGACAGACCCAGCUGCUGGUGGUGAUGGCAACAGCUCCUGAUUUUGCUGUGUUGUGCACCAUGGGCUUCAGCCAGUUCACCAUUCACUCAUUCUCUUUCCUAAGCAUCAAGAGUCUCAAGUUGACUUCACUCAGCUGGUGAGCCUAAGGGAAGAAGUAUCCUUGACUGUUUCUGCUGCCCUACCUAUCUCUAUGGAAGCCCAAGACGAGACACAUCUUGCCUGCUGUUUUGGCUCUUCCUAGUCUUCCUGAGUCACCAUCAUCACUGGUGCAAGCCAACAUUGAUUCCGCUAGUUAAGCAGGUUUCUUGAGCGGAGCUGGUGCCAUUGCCAACAACCAUGCUCAAAAUAUGGAGGGAGGGAGGGAGGGAGGGGGAGAGAGAGAGAGAGAGAGAGAGGGGCUGUGACAAGCGUUUGCAAGUUGCAGGUCCUGGCACAGAAUGUGCAACUUCAGGGCCUUCCUGACUCACAGUGUCCGAUACAUUAACCAUGAUCCACCCAUGAACAAAAACAACUGAAUCAACCAAAAGUUAACGAGCAGAAAAUUGGUUAGUAGUAGGAAAGUUGGCUUUUUUCUCUGCAACGUAGGAGCCAGAUGCCACCCAAAUGGCUGGGAAGAGAGACUGAUUGCUAAAGCAUUCUAAGAAUUGUAGCUCUGUGAGGAAGAUAGGGGUCUCCUAGCAAUUAUCAGCAUCCUUAACAAAUGAAAGUUCCCAGGAUUAUUUGAGAGAAGCCAUGACUAUUUAAAGUGGUCUGAUACUGCUUUAAAUGUAUAGUACAGAUAGGGCCUAGAAUUUAAAACCAGCACCUUAAAUUCAGCCUGAAAAUGAAUAUAGGAAGCCAGUGAAGAUGCUUGAGGAUCAGUGUUACAUGAUCCCUGCUAGCUGCCGCAGUCAGCAGUCUAGCAGCAGUAUUCUACACAAAUUGUGGUUUCCAAACUGUCUUUAAGGGCAACUCCACAUGCAUUACAAUACCUCAAAUCUAACGUUUUUAAAUCAUGCCAAUCAUUAUAUGCAUUUUUCUAGGAUUUCUAUGAUUUUUCUAAGCAGUAUCAAGACCUGUUGUGGGCAUGAAAGUGGAAGAUAGGAAAGGAACUAGAUUCAGGCAGAGCUAUAUCAAGAACUUCUUAAAUGUAAGAUCAAUUUAGCAACAUGACAGACAACAUGGGAAAGUUACAAAAUCCUCUACUGCCAAAUUAAUUAUAAGAGCCACUUUUCAUUUGUUAUGUGCCUUCAAGUCGACUACGACUUAGAGCGGCCCUAUGAAUCAGUGACCUCCAACAGCAUCUGUUGUGAACCACCCUGUUCAGAUCUUAUAAAUUCAUGUCUGUGGCUUCCUUUAUGGAACCAAUCCAUCUCGUUUAGCCUUCCUCUUUUUCUACUCCCUUGUUUUCCCCAGCAUUAUUGUCUUUUCUAGUGAAUCACGUCUUCUCAUUAUGUGUCCGAAGUAUGAUAACGUCAGUUUCAACAUUUUAGCUUCUAGUGACAGUUCUGGUUUGAAUUGUUCUAACACCCAAUUAUUUGGGGGUUUUUUUGCAGUCAGCAUGUUGGAAUCAAGGAGUUUUGGAGUGCGUUGUCAUCAGUAUGCUGAUGACACGCAGCUCUACUUCUCCUUUUCAUCUUCUUCAGGUGAGGCUGUCGAUUUGCUGAACCGUUGCCUGGCCGCGACAAUGGACUGGAUGAGAGCUAACAAACUGAAGCUCAAUCCAGACAAGACUGAGAUGCUGUUGGUGGACGGGUUCUCUGAUCGGAUGGUGGAUAUAUACCCUGUCCUGGACGGGGUUACACUCCCCCUAAAGGACCGGGUUCGUAGUCUGGGAGUCUUUUUAGACUCUUCCCUCUCACUUGAGGCUCAAGUAGCCUCGGUGGUUAGGAAUGCGUUUUACCAACUUCGGUUGGUAGCCCAGCUACGUCCCUAUUUGAGUAAAGAGGACCUUACAUCAGUGGUACAUGCUCUGGUAACCUCACGUUUGGAUUACUGUAAUGCGCUUUACGUAGGGCUACCUUUGAAGACAGUUCGGAAGCUACAACUAGUGCAAAAUGCGGCGGCCAGAUUGCUGACAAGGACCAAGCGGUCUGAGCAUAUAACACCUGUUCUGGCCAGCUUGCACUGGUUGCCAAUAUGUUUCCGGGCUAGAUUCAAAGUGUUGGUAUUAACCUAUAAAGCCUUAUAUGGUGCGGGACCACGAUACCUUGCAGAACGCCUCUUCCGAUAUGAACCGGCCCGUGCACUACGUUCUGCUACGAAGGCCCUCCUCCGGGUUCCAACUCACAGGGAGGCCCGGAGGGUGAUGACAAGAUCUAGGGCCUUCUCAGUGGUGGCCCCCGAACUAUGGAACAGUCUCCCCGAGGAAGUACGCCUGGCGCCGACUCUGCUCUCCUUCCGGUGCCAGGUCAAAACCUUCCUAUUCUCUGAAGCAUUUUAAGUUACACUGAUUUACUUUUAAAAAUGUUUAUUAUAUUGGAUUGUUGAUUGUAUUUUAGUAUUAUUUUGUUAUUCAUUGUAUUUUUAUGCUAUUUUAUGUUCACCGCCCAGAGAGCUAUUGCUAGUCGGGCGGUAUAUAAAUUUAAUAAAUAAAAUAAAUAAAUAAAGAAGUAGGA